Messenger RNA from Ylistrum balloti, 1302 nucleotides. RefSeq names its product ankyrin repeat domain-containing protein 13C-like. The coding region runs from base 1 to 1302 and encodes 433 amino acids. The record is from RefSeq and is a predicted model, not a curated record. The transcript is spliced from 13 exons. NCBI's taxonomy places the organism in Eukaryota, Metazoa, Mollusca, Bivalvia, Pectinida, Pectinidae. Gene Ontology annotation, molecular function: protein binding. Gene Ontology annotation, cellular component: cytoplasm.
AUGGCGGCUGACUGGGAAGGCUAUCCGCUACACAAAUGUGUAUUUAAUGACGAUAAAUGUCGUUUGUCUCAGUUAAUUCGUGUACACGACGUUGCACAAAAGGAUAUACAUGGUAACACACCCUUGCACCUUGCUGUAAUUCUGGGACACAAAGAAUGUAUACACUUAUUACUGGCCCAUGGAGCUCCUGUCCGUAUAAAAAACACCCAAGGCUGGACACCGUUGGCAGAGUCGAUCAGCUUUGGAGAUCGACAAACAAUAUUGUGUCUACUAAGAAAACUUAAACAACAGUCUCGGGAGUCCCUGGAGAAUAGGAGGCCCUCUCUUGUGCAGGCACUACGGGAUAUAGGAGAUUUCUACCUAGAACUUAAGUGGGAUUUUCAAAGCUGGGUUCCUUUGGUGUCCAGGAUUCUGCCUUCAGAUGUUUGUAAAAUACACAAAAAAGGAUGCUGUAUACGCCUUGAUACAACUCUAGUGGAUUUUAACGACAUGCACUGGGAGAGGGGGGACAUAACAUUUGUGUUUAAUGGAGAGGAAGACCCCCAGCAGAGUUUGACUGUGUUAGAUAACAAGCUGUUUGUGUUCCAGAGGAUCAGAUACGAGGAGAGCGAGCAAGAGAUGGAUGAUGAGGUUGACAUCUUGAUGAGCAGUGACAUUAUGGCGGCACAAAUGUCAACUAAAAACAUUACAUUCACACGAGCACAGAGUGGCUGGCUUUUCAGAGAGGAUAAGACAGAAAUGGUUGGUGAUUAUGAAGCUGAUUACUACUUCAUAAAUGGACUCACUUUAGAUUCUAGAAAAAGGAGGGAACACCUGUCUCCAGAAGAUGUUCAGAAGAACAAGGCUAUAAUGGAGAAUCUAACCAAGGGAACCUGGGACAACUGUGAUUUUCAAAGACGACCAUCAUUAAACCCACCUGAAAGGCCAAACAUCAGCUGGGAAGAGUACCUGUCCGCCCCUGCUGGUAAACCCCCUUGUCUAGGCAGACAGUGGAUCCCUAAGGGAAGUUCCAAGUCCUUCAAGGCAACAGUAGCAAUGAGCAAAUCUUUCCCUAUGGAUGUUAGUGUUUUGCUGGAUGUACUUGAAGUGAUAGCACCAUUCAAGCAAUUUCAGAAGCUCAGGGAUUUUAUGACUACAAAGUUGCCUGAUGGAUUUCCUGUAAAGAUAGAGAUCCCAGUGUUCCCAACAGUGACUGCCAGAGUAACUUUCAACUCUUUUGAGUGGAAGGACGAGCUGCCCGAUAGUUUGUUCUACAUACCACCUGAGUACAUUGAGGACCCCAAGCGUUUUCCUGACUUAUGA